Messenger RNA from Ooceraea biroi (clonal raider ant), 1879 nucleotides. RefSeq lists its product as uncharacterized. The record is from RefSeq and is a predicted model, not a curated record. NCBI's taxonomy places the organism in Eukaryota, Metazoa, Arthropoda, Insecta, Hymenoptera, Formicidae.
AAUGAAUAUAAAUGAAUGAGGGCGGUGCGUGCAGCGAGAUUCGUCGGUAGGAGGGCCGCGCGCUCUUUGAGCCCGCGGAGACCGCCAGCUGGGCGCUCUUGUUAUUGUUAGUAUCUAAGAUACCCAUUCUCCCUCACCCCGCGCCGCCCGCCCACCUAUAUCCCUGUACGCACCGCCCUUAUUCAUUUAUAUUCAUUAAUUAAUAACUCCGUUAAUAUUGCGAAAAUCGCAAAAUGACAUAGGACUUUUCUAUUCAACUAAGUCCAAAUACAUGUCAUUAACGAGUGGCACGGGGUCAUUGAGACACCCUGUAUAGCGAUUCCUCAACUGAAGGUGGUAUGGGCAUCAGCAAAGUGUGUUACUCUUCCUCUCGCCUCGCAUAUAUACUUUCCAGUUAAAUUAUUUAAUUUGUUUAAAUUGGCAUAAUGAUAACACAAGAUGGUGCAUGAUACCACCACGCAAUUGUUACAGCUGUUUCAUGACAAUUUCAUGUCUCCGCAUGGGACAGGCGCUCAAGAAAUUUAACUAAAAAAAGAAAUAAAAUUUGAACGUGUGUUUCCUUCCCACGGUAAAGUUAUUCGUAAAAUAAUACCGGAGAGGGAAGUACGCGCAAGCGCAGUUCCCUUUUCUAACGCUCUAUAGUUCUCGGCGUUCAGUCCAUUGUGUGUAGUCGUGAUGUUCGUAUGUGCGUUAAGCGGAGCAGCGGCUCAUCGAUUUUACAUACAUUUAAAGUCUAGAAUUACUGGUAAAGGAGUCUUACAAUUCCAAAAAGAUAAAUGUAUUUGCGCGUGUGUGUUCCGUGUGUUACAUCUACUCCAUUUUAAUACUAUCAAACAAGAUGUCUACCUACUCUAUUCUAAUACUAUCAGACAAGAUAUCUGGUCGUUACUGCAUGGAGUACAUGAAGAACACCGGCCGCCAUUGUGCCGGUACUGCAACGUACUGCAACAAAAUCAGGAUAGUUUGUUGUUUCGAGGAAUUAUCAAAAUCAUAAUGAAAAGAAAAAGGGGGAACUGUUGAACACUAUCAGAAAAACUUUAUCGUGAAAAACUUUAUUAUUAAAUUUAACAGUACGAAUUUCCAAGGAUGAAAGUUUUAAAUAUUAAGUAUAUGUAAAAGUUUAAGUCUUUUUCCCAGUGCUCUAGUAUUAUUAUUUAAAAUUCAAAUAAAUCCCUGUUGUUUUGCAGUUUUGUAAGAUUGGUAUCAAAAUCUAUCAAACACCGUAUACGUUCAUUGUUUCUUGCACGAUAUUCAGGACAUUGUGGAUGGUAUGUACAAGAGUAAUGUUUGUUGAUACUGCGUGAGAAACCGCAAAAAUAUAGGUGCGUGACAAUGAUGGCGAUAUUCUUAAUCUCGUCGUCGAUGUAAUUUUCUCGAAUGGUCUUCUAACAGUGGACAAACAACGAACAGGAUCAAUCUGACAAUAAACUAGAAGACCAAGAAAAUAUAGCUGUAUUGGGCGACAAUGAAGAAUAAGAUGAUGUCUUCGAAGAUUUAAUUGAAGAGUGAAUGCUGAAUAACCACGAGUUACGUUACGUUCAUUCAUAAUUUGCGGAAUCGAGUUAGAAUUCAACCACCUAUCAGUUAGUCAACUUUCGUAGCAAAAUAUAGUAUAUUAUCUUGUAUGUUUGUAUGUAUAGUAUCUUGUAUGUUUCAGAAAGUAGUUAAUUGUAGAAAUAGAAAUAGAAAUAGAAAUAGAAAGAAAAAGAUAAUUUUUUAAACGAGGUUAACAUAUGUACAACUUCCAUGAAAGUCAUAUGACUGCUUUCUUUUUCGUACUAUGUGAGCCGAUCUCUCGUUCAAAUACUCACGCUCACUUAUAUGCGUUUAAUAAUAGAUAGCACGUAUAUGUAAAAAGUAAAAGUAAAGUUAUAUUAAA